AUGGACAUGGGAACAUCAAGCAUGGAUAUGGGAGGUGCGACGGCGACUGCAACCGGAACGAUGGCUGCAGCAAGCACCGCUGCGGCCAUGGAUAUGGGAGGCGGAUGUCAAGUUUCUAUGCUUUGGAACUGGUAUACCAUUGACUCGUGUUUCAUCUCGAGUACAUGGCAUAUUACCUCGAACGGGAUGUUCGCUGGCUCUUGCAUUGGCGUGAUACUACUCGUCAUGUCACUAGAGUUCCUUCGUCGAGCGUCAAGGGAAUACGAUCGCUUUAUCGUCCGUCAAGCACGGAGUCAACACCAGCACAUCCAGUCUAACGUAGACAUCAAUCCCAAGAUAGCCGCAUCCGGUCCUCAGUCAACUCAAACUAUUGUUACUCCACAAAAAAUCACGCAAAGCUUUCGACCGCAUCUCGUGCAACAGAUUAUCAGAGCACUCUUUCAUAUGAUGCAGUUUGCAGUGGCUUACUUCGUUAUGUUGCUGGCUAUGUAUUUUAAUGGGUACAUCAUCAUCUGUAUCAUAAUUGGAGCUUUCCUAGGUUCUUUUGUGUUCAGUUGGGAGCCGAUAAAUUUGAGGUUAGCCAUCUGCAGGCAACCUUCUGCUGUGGUUAGUCAAGUUGUUGAAAUGCUGAAAUGGCCAAAGUUGAUCGGAUUCGGUGGCACUGUAUAG
Messenger RNA from Botrytis fragariae, 669 nucleotides. RefSeq names its product putative ctr copper transporter family protein. The record is from RefSeq and is a predicted model, not a curated record. Gene Ontology annotation, cellular component: membrane. The transcript is spliced from 4 exons. Gene Ontology annotation, molecular function: copper ion transmembrane transporter activity. Bases 1 to 669 code for a protein of 222 amino acids. Lineage: Eukaryota; Fungi; Ascomycota; Leotiomycetes; Helotiales; Sclerotiniaceae. Gene Ontology annotation, biological process: copper ion transmembrane transport.